Molecule: messenger RNA, 1686 nt
Organism: Trichomycterus rosablanca
Lineage: Eukaryota; Metazoa; Chordata; Actinopteri; Siluriformes; Trichomycteridae
Gene: chchd3a
Product: coiled-coil-helix-coiled-coil-helix domain containing 3a
Exons: 9
Coding region: 131-1045 (304 amino acids)
Biological process (GO): inner mitochondrial membrane organization
Cellular component (GO): mitochondrion; MICOS complex
Source: RefSeq, a predicted model, not a curated record
AAAGCUUCUGGCCCAGAAACUCAUGCGCUUCAGUGUGAGAGAAGUUAUGAGGAGUUAGUUUAGUGUUUUUAAACACGAGUUACAAGUUGGUGUGAGUUAGAAGUGACUCUACUGGUUUUAAUGGUCAGAAAUGGGAGCUAAUAACAGCACACGACGCGUGUCUUUUGAGUCAGACGAGAACGAUAAUAUUACAGUUGUGAAGGGCGUAAGGCUCUCGGAAAAUGUCAUCAAUCGCAUGAGGGAGCCAGGCCCUCCUCAAGCAAAACCUGAACCUCCACCUACACGUGUGCCCUCACGUUCUCCGUUUGACCCUUCAGCUACACAAUCGCCUGUAAAAACCCACACAGAACCUGUUGCCUCCCCUACCCUUGCUAAUGAUGCUUCUUCUUUGGAAAUAACUGCUCCCUGUUCCCCAGCUGAUGCAUCUGCUUUAGAAGAACCUGUGACUCCACCAGUGGAUGAUUUAGAGUUGAGGAGAAGGAUCACAGAAGAAGUGCAGAAAGGAAUUCAAGAGGAGAGAACCAGGACACAACAAGAGAUUCAUCAGUGGCUGGAAACGGAGCGCUCCCGGGUGCAGGUGAAGGCCCAUGCAGACGCUCAGGCUCACGUGAAGGAUGAGUUGAACAGAAUCCUGGCCUCAGAGAGAGAAGCCGCUCAGGACAGCGUACAGCAAGCCUUGCUCAGAGAAAGAGUCACCGCAGAGGAGGAAAGACUCCGAGCUCAGCUCUAUGCUAAGCGGUUGGAGGCAAAAGACAAGCAGCUGAAGAACCAGGAUGCUUUUUACAGAGAGCAACUGCGCAACAUGGAGGAGCGGAGCACCCAGUUCUUCAAGGUCACCAAUGAAAACUAUCACAAAGCAGCAGAUGAGGUGAACGCUAAGUUCAAACGCUAUGAAAUCAGUCCGGUCUGUGCUGACCUGCAGAGUCAGAUUCUGAACUGUUACAAGGAGAACUCUGGGACGACGCUGCUCUGCUCCAAUCUUGCGUCUCUCUACAUGCAGUGUGUUAACAAUGCUAAACAGAACAAGUUAAGGACUGGUGGUUAAGGCUGGAGGAUGCUUUCCGAGCAGCCGUGUCUGGGGCGCUACCAUUUGAAGGACAGCAGAGUCACCAGCAGAUACACACCUGACUCAGUGGAAUAGUACAGAUAACUGCAGCAAGGCUGAUAAAAUGCCCUUCUGACCCCUUCUUUACCCAUAUCUCACACCUCUUCACCCAUUUGUCCUUCCUAUGUCUCUUCUAGAAAGUAGAAAAGAAAAAAAACUGUUACAAGCAGCAGCAGCAGCAGCAGGUUUAGGAGGUGUACUACAAUGUGCUAAACGUCAGGAAUUGAACAGCCCAGUUGUACCAAAUACUCAGUAGCAGCAGGUUAAAAAGGAGUAAGAUUUUCCACUGUAAAGCUAAAGUUCAAUUGUUAACGCUGUUCUAGAACUUUCUGUCUGAUUCAUUUUUGCUUUGUUGAGUUUGCUAAGAGCUGACCAAGCACAGUUCCUCAUGUAUUAUUUAAAUAUCUUCACUUCAGCCUCAACAGUCUGACAUGAGAAUUUUAUUUCAACACUGAACUGUUCAUUGUGUCUGUGUGUAUAAUGCUGGUUUUGUUUCUGCUUUAUUUUUGCUUUUCAUCUGCAAAUAAGUGUCAUAGAGACACCCUAAUCUGUCAGGGAGAAUAAAAGAAUAAAACUGGAAA